CGGCAUUAUGUCGCGAGCUUGACCGACCGUGCUCCCCUGGCUCGCAGGCUUGUCCCACCACGCUAGGCGGGCUCCAACGCAGGCAAACUGGCGGCGGUCGCUGCGCGUCAAUCUGACCAGGCAGUCCACACCUCCUCCCAAAUGGAGGGCUCGCAAUGGCUCCUCAUGUGGGAUUCGACACCGACCAGGUCAGAGACAAGGCCCGAAAGGACCUCCUCUACCUGCUAGAAGGCGUACGUGGGAAGAAAAACCUGGUGAUCGAGCGCAGCCUCGCGGGACCGAUUGGGCUCGUCGUCAAGGUCUCGACGCUCCAGGACUACGGCGUCGACAAGUUCUUCUUCCUGGAGCACAAGAACGUAGGGACCAACCAGCGCAACGUCGUCUUCGUCGCUAGGGGAGAGUGCGCGCGCAAUGCACAGGAAAUAGCAGAUGAGAUCCGCCGGCUGCAGCGUGAGAGCCAGACCGGCCAUGACUUCCACAUCUUCUGGGUGCCUCGCCGCACCUCAAUGUCGGAUACGCUCCUAGAGGAGGCCGGCGUGUUGGGCGAUGUGAACAUCUCCGAGCUCCCGCUAUGCUUCUUCCCGCUCGACAAGGAUGUGCUCUCGCUGGAGCUCGAUGAUUCGUUUAGGGACCUGUACCUGGCAAACGACCCAACCCCGACCUUUUUGCUUGCACGUGCUCUCAUGGGCAUCCAGCAGAAGCACGGCUUAUUCCCGCGCAUCAUUGGCAAGGGCGACAACGCUAGACGUGUAGCGGCUAUGCUGGCGCGCAUGCGCCAGGAGCUCCUGGCUGGCGAGGAUGCGGGCGACAAGAUUGGGCUGAACCCGAGCACGACCACCGAGAGCGUCAUCAUAAUCGACCGCGAGGUCGACCCGGUCACGCCGCUUCUCACGCAGCUCACAUACGAGGGCCUUAUAGACGAGGUUUUCGAGAUCCACCACAACCAAGCCGACGUCGAUUCGACCGUUGUCGGUGUUGGCCCCCAGGCCGCGCAGGGUGCUGCCGCUUCAACCCAGUCCGCGGUCGGCGGUGCGGCACCCUCACGCAAGCGCAAAAUCCAGCUCGAUUCGUCGGACAAGCUGUUUGAGCAGCUCCGCGACGCAAACUUUUCCACCGUGGGACCGCUCCUCAACAAGGUUGCCCGGCGCCUCAGAAGCGACUAUGACAGCAGGCAUGCGAGCAACACAACUGCCGAGCUCAGGGCAUUUGUGCAGAUGCUACCAGCUUACCAAGCUGAGCAGGCCAGCCUCAAGAUACAUACUGGUCUAGCCGAGGAGAUCAUUAGCCACACGCGCACGGACCUGUUCCUCAAGCUGCUGGAGGUGGAACAGAACCUGACGUUCGGCUUCGAGCCGGGAAUGGAGGCCAUCGAGGAGCUCAUAGCUUGUGAUACCCCGCUGCCCAAGGUCCUCCGGCUGCUCUGUGUCUACUCGUGCCUCUCAGGGGGCAUACUGUUCAAAGAUUAUGAGCAUCUCAAGCGGCUGGUGCUCGAGGGCUACGGGUACCAGCACUUGCUGACGUUGCACAACCUCGAGAAGCUUCAACUAUUCCUUUCCAGGACCUCGCCUCUAGCUCACAUGAUUUCAAUGACUGGCGGCGGCGGCGCGGCAACCUCGGCGGGCGGAGCGGCGGCCGGCACCAAGACCAACUAUGCGUAUCUGCGCAAGCAACUGAAGCUCAACGUCGAGGAGGUGAACGAGAACGACCCACACGACGUCGCGUACACGUAUUGCGGAUACGCUCCGCUGUCAAUCCGACUGGUACAGUGUGUGCUUCAGAAGCAGUACCUCUUGUCCGUCACUAGGGGCAAUGGCGUGACAGGGGCGGGCGCAGGCGUCGGUGGUGCGGGCGGCUGGAAGGGAUUCGACGAUGCUGUGAAGCACGCCCGUGGCCCUGCGUUUGACGAGGUGCAGAAGGGCGAGGACAAGGCGGUUAAGGCGCGCGCGCUCCUGUCCGGCAGCGGAGAGCGCAAGACGGUCUUUGUCGUCUUCGUCGGCGGCAUUACCUUCACCGAGAUCGCGGCUUUGAGGUUUAUCGCUAAGAAGGAGGAGGCACGGAUCAAUAUUGUCAUCUGCACGACCUCGAUAAUAAGCGGGAACAAGGUGAUGGCGGCAGCGAUUGAGAAGGGGUCAUUCGAGAAGCAAGAGGGAGUACAAGCACAGGUGGCAGCCGAGACCGCCUGAGAGAGGUGUCGCUCAGGCACGCAGGAGCCAGGGCUACAUAUUUGUCUUUGAUCUGUCCUUCAAUUAAACAGCCUCUAAUUUGUCGGGCUUCUCAUCCUCGUUCGAAUGCCGCGCCAAACAUGAUCGAAGGACUUGUACCUCGAGAUAGCCCCCGCCCAUAAGUUUCUGACUUUUUUUUCUCGGCGUUUUUGUAACGCAAUAGACAGAUCCAGGGAUUUUCAUACCGAUAUACGUGAUUCUGGAAAGAGAGAGAAAAUGAUGACCUAUAUCUAUAGAAAUACGACAGCGAUUUGUG
Messenger RNA from Gaeumannomyces tritici R3-111a-1, 2478 nucleotides. RefSeq names its product vacuolar protein sorting-associated protein 33A. The record is from RefSeq and is a predicted model, not a curated record. Lineage: Eukaryota; Fungi; Ascomycota; Sordariomycetes; Magnaporthales; Magnaporthaceae. The transcript has 3 exons. Gene Ontology annotation, cellular component: fungal-type vacuole; CORVET complex. Gene Ontology annotation, biological process: intracellular protein transport; vesicle-mediated transport. The coding region runs from base 156 to 2183 and encodes 675 amino acids.